Symbiodinium sp. CCMP2456 is the source of this 1020-nucleotide messenger RNA. The record is from the annotation of a GenBank genome assembly. Lineage: Eukaryota; Dinophyceae; Suessiales; Symbiodiniaceae.
GCCCCCACGAAAUGGCGCUUCCUCCCCUCGGUGGGGACCUGGGUGCUGCCCAAGCCGCUCCUGGUUGCGCAUGCGCCGCCCGGCAAGGGCACGCCCAAGAAGUCUCCAGUAGCAAGCGGCGUCACACGCAAGGCCCCUGCGAAACUGAUGACCACAAAGCCGGCUGCCAAUGUCCCAUCUCCCCAGAUCCAGCUGCGCCGGCCUCGCCACACGGCGCCGGCGAUUUCGCCUGUGACGGGCGCAUCGGCGGCGAAGCCCGGGGUGCAGGCAGUGCCAUCUCUGACUAAGAAGACGCUGUUGACGAAGUCUGCCUCAGCGACGCUGACGCGGUCAGUGGAUGUUAAGGCAUCGCCGACGGCGAACACCAAGGCAGCCACCCUGGAAAAGCCGGCUACAAAGCCCGGCAGCCCCAACGUGCCCCGGGUGGCUGCCACAGUGCGUGUUAGUGGGAAAGCCAUGAGCACCGCUGAAAUUGAGGCGCAGCGGAUCGAGGAGAAGCGCAAGCAGGCGCGAUUCUUGGCCGAGCGCAAUGCGCGGCGCAUGAAUCGCCUCACCGACGCCCCCAAGGAACAGCUGCAGAAGGAGCAGGCAGCCUCUGCGGACACUUCCACUGGGGUCACGACGCCCUCGCCCCCGAGCUCGGCCCCGGCGCGUCUUCCGGGUGCCACGAGGCGCAUCGCGAAACCGGUCGGACGGCCGGGCGCUCCGCAGCAAAAGGAAGCCGCCGCAGAGGCCACGAAGGCCCCGACCUCCGCCUCAGCGGCGAAAGGAGGCGCCCGCAUCGCCACGGCACCGACGCCCACUCGCAACGUACGCGUUUUGCCGCAAAGGAAGAGUCCCACGGCUACGAGCUCAGCCGCGACGGCCCCAAAGUCGCCAGUGACCGCUGCCGCUGCCAAACCGGCUUCCUCCAGUCCGCGCACUGCCGCUGAGAUCGCCAAGCAGCCGAAGAUGCGCCCAGCCUCUCCCGGGGCAGGUGUGAAAAAGGCGCCUGCCAAAGCCGUACCCGCGGCGAAGUGA